UCCUCCUCCUGGUCCUCCUCCCCGGACCCGAUGGCUCACUGCGGCUCCUCCCCGGCCCCGCGUCCCGACGCCAUCAAACCGGCCCCGGGGAGCGUGGACCAGAGCAUGAAGCCGGUGCUGUUCGAGAUCUUCGGCGAGAUAUGGACCGUCCAGUCGCGGCUCGGCCAGGGGGUGUCGGCCUCCGUGUACCGGGUCAGCUCCGGCAGAGCCACCGCCACCGCCGCCGUCAAGGAGUUCCAGGCCGACUCAGGGGGAGACUACGGGUACCACAAGGAGAGGGCCGUGCUGGAGGACAUCCAGGGGCACAAAAACAUCGUGACUCUGUACGGGGUGUUCACCAACCACAGCUGUAUGGGCGCUGCCACACGCUGUCUCCUGCUGGAGCUCUUGGAUGUCAGUGUGUCUGAUCUGUUGGUGAGGAGCAGCAGUGGUACACAGGGUGCCAGACCCCAGCAGGGCCACUCCAUGUGGCUUGUCCAGCACUGUGCCAGAGACAUCCUAGAGGCUCUUGCCUUCCUCCACAGGGAAGGCUACGUCCACGCCGACCUCAAGCCACGCAACAUUCUCUGGAGUGCCGACGACGAGUGCUUCAAGCUCAUCGACUUUGGCCUCAGUUUCAAAGAGGGAAACCAGGAUGUCAAGUACAUCCAGACAGACGGGUACCGUGCUCCGGAGGCUGAGCUGCAAAACAGCCUCGCUCAGGCCGGGGUGGAGGUGGACGGGGACUCGGGCUGCACCGCUGCCGUGGACAUGUGGAGCCUGGGCAUCAUCCUGUUGGAGAUGUUCUCAGGAAUUAAACUUAAAGACACCGUCCGCUCGCAGAAGUGGAAAGAUAACAGUGCUGCCAUUGUAGACCAUCUUUUUGCCAGCAACAGUGUGGUGUGCCCUGCCAUCCCUGUCUAUCACCUCAGAGACCUUAUCAAAAGCAUGCUUCUCAAUGACCCAAAGCAAAGAUGCACUGCUGAAUCUGCCCUGCUGAGCCCAUUCUUCAGUAUUCCUUUUGCUCCUCACAUUGAGGACCUGGUUCUGCUGCCCACUCCUGUCCUGCGUCUGCUCAACCUGAUUGAUGACAGCCAUCUGCACAAUGAAGAAGAGUAUGAAGAAAUCCUGGAGGACAUGAAAGAGGAGUGCCAGAAGUAUGGCUCAGUGGUUUCUCUGCUCAUCCCCAAGGAGAAUCCAGGGAAAGGACAGGUGUUUGUAGAGUACGCCAACUCCAGCGACUCCAAAGAGGCUCAGAGGCUGCUGACGGGCCGCACCUUUGACGGGAAGUUUGUUGUGGCCACCUUCUACCCGCUCAGCGCCUACAAAAGAGGUUACUUGUACCAGACUGUGCAGUGAAGUCCUAAAGCUCAAUUCACACCUCCACACUGUUUGCAUGAAAUAAUACAACUAUAUAGCCCACCACAGAGGAGAAGUAAUUUCCUCCCUUUGGAAAUGACUAGAGUGAACACUAAGUCAUGAGUGGCUG
This is a messenger RNA of Anoplopoma fimbria (sablefish), 1468 nucleotides long. RefSeq names its product U2AF homology motif (UHM) kinase 1 (gene uhmk1). Gene Ontology annotation, cellular component: nucleus; neuronal ribonucleoprotein granule. Gene Ontology annotation, biological process: positive regulation of translational initiation; regulation of protein export from nucleus; peptidyl-serine phosphorylation. Gene Ontology annotation, molecular function: protein serine/threonine kinase activity; ATP binding; RNA binding. NCBI's taxonomy places the organism in Eukaryota, Metazoa, Chordata, Actinopteri, Perciformes, Anoplopomatidae. The record is from RefSeq and is a predicted model, not a curated record.